AUGACCUCCCAACAUCUUCUUCCACGCAUCCUCCUUAAAUAGCGACGUGAUCUCCUCAGCUUUCUUCCCCAUGGGGCUCCAUCGGAGCAAAGCUCUGCAGCCAGCCAGCUGCUAGCCGCGCGUCAAUUCAGACGGCACACCAAACUCCACCUCACCAUCGAUCGGUGUCGCCAAUGCCAUCGCUCAUCGAUGGCGCGGCCUCACUGCGGUCACUCCUCCGGCCGUCCUCCGAUGGCCGCCGGACGACGAAGCUGUCCGGCGGUGGGGGCGGCGGCGGCGCCGGCGGCGUGGGCGGCAUCUUCAAGAUGUUCAAGCUGCUGCCGAUGCUCACCACGGGAUGCAAGAUGGCCGCGCUGCUGGGGCGGCACAGCGGCGGCAGGGCGGCGCCCCUCCUCGCCGACCACGCGCCGACGGUGACGCUGUUCGGGCACCGGCGCGGGCGGCUGAGCCUAGCCAUCCACGAGGACACGCGCGCGCCGCCGGCGUUCCUCAUCGAGCUGCCCAUGCUGGCGAGCGCGAUGCACAGGGAGAUGGCCACGGGCACCGUGAAGCUGGCGCUGGAGAGCGACACCCGCAGCGCGCGGCGGCGGCUGCUGGAGGAGUACGUCUGGGCCGUGUUCUGCAACGGCCGCAAGGCCGGGUACGCCAUCCGGCGGAAGGACGCGUCGGACGACGACCGCCACGUCCUGCGCCUGCUGCGCGGCGUGUCCAUGGGCGCCGGGGUGCUCCCGCCGCCGCCCGCCGACCGCAGGGGGGGCGCGGGCCCCGACGGCGAGCUCACCUACAUGCGCGCCCGCGUCGAGCGCGUCGUCGGGUCCAAGGACUCCGAGGCGUUCUACAUGAUCAACCCCGACGACGGCAGCGACAACGGCGGCGCCGCCGGCCGCGACCGCGAGUGCGCCCCGGAGCUGAGCAUUUUCCUAGUGAGGAAGAAGUGAGCGAGGAAACGAGUAUUUUACAUAGUAUUUAUACUGUUCUCUUGUGAAUACAACUAUAUAUAUACACACACAAGUACACACAUUAUAUGAUCGAGCUAUAUAUUAAUAGUAUGCUUGUGUAAUUGUGAUGAUCAGACAAUCGUCCCAAUUAAUCACCUCGCCCCUCAUUGCAAUGAUCAUUCGCUA
Oryza sativa Japonica Group (Japanese rice) is the source of this 1124-nucleotide messenger RNA. RefSeq names its product protein MIZU-KUSSEI 1. The record is from RefSeq and is a predicted model, not a curated record. Gene Ontology annotation, biological process: hydrotropism. NCBI's taxonomy places the organism in Eukaryota, Viridiplantae, Streptophyta, Magnoliopsida, Poales, Poaceae.